Messenger RNA from Postia placenta MAD-698-R-SB12, 1212 nucleotides. RefSeq lists its product as hypothetical. The record is from RefSeq and is a predicted model, not a curated record. NCBI's taxonomy places the organism in Eukaryota, Fungi, Basidiomycota, Agaricomycetes, Polyporales, Adustoporiaceae. The transcript has 14 exons. Bases 1 to 1212 code for a protein of 403 amino acids.
AUGUCCCUCGCGAGCCCCCCACGCGCUCUAGCGAGCUGGCCGCUGCUACGGCUCGCGCCUGCGCUGGAUUCUGAGGACGAGGAAUUCGCUCUCCCGCUGCUCAGUCGCUCUCCCGCUGCCCAGUUGCUCUCCCACUGCCAUGUCAUCUCCCCCGACUUCGCGCGCCACAUCCGCGGCACGCAACGCGAGAAGGACACGGUGUCGUGCACGCGCCAGAGCUCGCGCGCUGCCCACCCGGCUCGCCCACCGUGCAGCACGAUCUGGUGCCAGGCAAUUUGCAAAGGCCCCGCGUGGAAAAAGCCACCAGGCGCGUGGCGCGCGGAGACGGUCCACGUCUCCCUAGCUACAUCGCCAAUCAAUCGAGGGCUUGCCCCCGGUACUUGCGUUGCCGGCGCGCGGGGAUCUGAAUGGCCUGCAUGUUCGCAGCCGCAGCGCUGUGCAGCCGGAGCCAGCCAAGACGAGAAGCUCGCCAGUCGCGGACACCCCCGCCGCAGAAUGCGCUACAGAACACGCUACGUGUGUGUAUUUGUUCGGAACCCUGCAGCAGGAGACAGUCAAGGACGCACGGCAAGCAUGACCGCCUGCCUCUUCCGAGAUCGCUCGCACGCCAACAUGGUGCCAGAUCGCGCAGAGACAGAUAGAUACAAGCAAGUAGGAGCUGCGUGGAUCAGUCGCGACAGCCGACCUUGUGUCGGGCUGCGGGCUGACAUGGGCACAGCGGGCGCGGGCGGCGGACCAACAGACUGGAUGCAAGUCCUCACGGAGGACGACGGUCAGACACAGAGCGAGAGAGAGAAGACCGGCUGCAUGGGACGGGAGUACAGCACGAGCGAAGCGGUAGCUGUACACGGACAGAUCAGCGGGACAAACAAAACAGGACCGGCAGCUUUGACAAUUCCAUGUCGCAUCUUCCAAGAAGUCAUAAAUUAUUGUCAUGGUGAAAUGAUUGGGAUUACAUACUUCCCGUGUGAAUUUCUCACCGCUGCUUAUUGUCUGGCCGACGCCGUGAUGGGUGUUAUGUGUUGUAAUCUUUCUAUUUCUGUCCUUGAUUCCUCUCAUCACCAGCCUCCGAAUGCGUGUAACUGGCCAUUGUGGUGCCCCGCCCCGCUGCAAACUUGCUCGCUGACCGGGUUUGGCCAGUAUUGGUCGUCGUUAGCGCGCGUGGGAGACGGCUGGACGACACGCUUGUGCGCGGGUGAAAUGUCACCUUGA